AUGGCUUUUCCAAAUCCAUCCAUGUCAGAUUCUCCACAGAGAAAGAUGGGAAGGGGAAAGAUUGAGAUCAAGAGGAUUGAAAACACAACAAAUCGCCAAGUAACUUUCUGCAAACGCCGAAACGGCUUACUCAAAAAAGCUUAUGAACUAUCUGUUCUCUGUGAUGCAGAAGUUGCUCUUAUAGUUUUCUCUAGUCGCGGCCGCCUCUACGAAUACGCCAAUAACAGUGUGAAAGCAACAAUUGAAAGGUACAAAAAAGCAUGUUCAGAUUCAUCUGGCACUGGAUCUGCUUCUGAGGCUAAUGCUCAGUUUUACCAACAAGAAGCAGAUAAAUUGCGCGUCCAAAUUAGUAACCUGCAGAAUAACAACAGACAAAUGAUGGGUGAAUCUUUGGGAUCUAUGAAUGCAAAGGAACUCAAGAAUCUCGAGUCCAAAUUAGAAAAAGGAAUAAGUAGAAUUCGUUCCAAAAAGAAUGAGCUGUUAUUUGCGGAAAUUGAAUACAUGCAGAAGAGGGAGAUAGAUUUGCACAAUAACAACCAACUUCUGAGAGCAAAGAUAGCUGAAAGUGAGAGGAACCAUCACCAUAAUAUUAACAUGAGUGUGUUACCUGGAGGCACAAACUAUGAAUCCUUGCAAUCUCAGACUCAGCAGCAAUAUGAUUCUCGCGGAUACUUUCAAGUUUCCGGAUUACAAUCCAGUAGUAGUCAGUACGGACGACAAGACCAAAUGUCCCUUCAAUUAGUUUGA
Molecule: messenger RNA, 747 nt
Organism: Lathyrus sativus (Indian pea)
Lineage: Eukaryota; Viridiplantae; Streptophyta; Magnoliopsida; Fabales; Fabaceae
Source: the annotation of a GenBank genome assembly